AUGACGUGCAAUGGGAUUCUUGCAUCUUUAGGAAGAGGUGGAAUUGCAGCCUUCAUUGGUGUGUGCACAAUUUUAGCAGUGUUUGGCAUCGCUGAAGGGCAUGUGGAAGGCGCAGUCACAGGAGACCUAUCCUUGGUGUGCUCGGAGUUCAUCGAAUCUUUUUCUGCCGGCAUAGCUGCAUCAGGUGCGAUAACGUCUGCACUGAGAUUUGUUACAAAAGCUGCUUACGGCCUUCGCAAAAGGAGCUACACUUAUCUACUCACCUUUGCAGUUCUCUUCUUCUCGAUUCCAUGCUUCUUUGCGCUGCUAUGCUUCCUCCUGUACGCCUACGCCUUCCCAAAGCUGCCUAUAGUGAAGUUCUACCACUCGAAAGCCGCUUCAGAGGGAUCACUGACCGUCAUGGCAGACCUUGCCGCCGGUGGCAUUGGAAGGCACCCAAAUUCAUCGCCAUUAGUUGAAGGUGGCCCUGCUCCCCCUGAACGCCUGAGCAACAAGCAGCUCCUGGUGCAGAACGUGGACUACGCACUGCACGUGUUCCUAAUCUACUUGCUGACGCUGUCGGUCUUCAUGGGGUUCCUCGCCGAAGACGUCGGAUCGCACUGCUUGGGUUCCUGGUACUCGCUCGUCCUCAUCGCGAGCUACAACGCCUGGGACCUGAUCGGGUGGUGCCUGCCGUUGGCCGGACGCAUCAAGCUGACGUCUCGGAAGGGCAUCUGGGUCGCGGUCCUCGCCCGGUUCGCGCUGCCCCCCGUGUUCUACUACGCCGGCAAGGGCGGCGGAGAGGGCUGGAUGGUAUAG
This is a messenger RNA of Setaria italica (foxtail millet), 798 nucleotides long. RefSeq names its product equilibrative nucleotide transporter 3-like. Gene Ontology annotation, cellular component: plasma membrane. Gene Ontology annotation, molecular function: nucleoside transmembrane transporter activity. The coding region runs from base 1 to 798 and encodes 265 amino acids. NCBI's taxonomy places the organism in Eukaryota, Viridiplantae, Streptophyta, Magnoliopsida, Poales, Poaceae. The transcript is spliced from 6 exons. Gene Ontology annotation, biological process: nucleoside transmembrane transport. The record is from RefSeq and is a predicted model, not a curated record.